Agrilus planipennis (emerald ash borer) is the source of this 762-nucleotide messenger RNA. RefSeq names its product protein dpy-30 homolog. Gene Ontology annotation, cellular component: Set1C/COMPASS complex. NCBI's taxonomy places the organism in Eukaryota, Metazoa, Arthropoda, Insecta, Coleoptera, Buprestidae. The record is from RefSeq and is a predicted model, not a curated record. The transcript has 3 exons. The coding region runs from base 108 to 530 and encodes 140 amino acids.
AAAACAAGAGACAACUUUUGACACUUAAACGUUAUAUUAUUUGGCAACUGUUCUUUUAUAAUAUAAACUGAAGAUUUCAGAACUAAUACAGAUUUUUCAUCUAAAAAAUGUCUUCACAACAUACAUCACGUUCAAACACCGUUACUUCUGCAAAUAUCAAUAUCGACGAUGUUUCUGCGCAGAAGCCAGAAACUGAUUCAGAAAUUAAGGUACCUCUUGAAACGAAGUCAGAUAGCAAUUGUAACUUAUUUCAAUCACCUAAAUUUUGCCAGUUAAUAAAGACUCUUCUCCAAAUGGAAAACAAAGAAGAAUUUCAACCGAAAAAAUCUAGAGUGGACUUAGCUUCAUUACCUACUAGGCAGUAUUUGGAUCAAACUGUGGUGCCCAUUUUAUUGCAAGGCCUCUCGUACUUAUCCAAAGAAAGACCUCCAGAACCAAUAAAUGCUUUAGCUGCUUUCUUAUUGAAACAUCGAUCGACUUAUGAAGGAAGUCCAAAUAGUUCUCCACCAGAAACUGAGAGGAAGAGCUGAAACUUAUAGACUUAUUAGGCAUGCUAAUAAAAUUUUAAGUAUAAUAUUUGUGUUUCUAUUUUAUUCACUAGUAAAUUACAUUUCUAAUACAAUUUUUAAAUUGAUUUAUAUCACUGCAAAGGACAGGUUGUGUUCAAUUUACUGUGUUCCAAUUUUAUACAAUUAGCAUUAAGUGCAUGACAAGUUUUGUAAUACUUAACGUUUUACUUACAAUAAAGAAAUGUAGAACUUA